AUAGAAAAGGAAACUGAAAUUAGAGGAGCGAUCAUUGUACUUACUUACUACGACACGGAAAACAAUCAUAAAUUGUAUGUAAUAUUAGUAGUAUCAAUCGUCGAUCACGUAUUAUUGACUGCAAUAUUGUAGGAUAUACGAAGAAGGUGGGAAUAUGAAUCAAAUACUUAUUUCUCGGGUAAAUGUUGAGAUUUAUCGAAAACUGAAAUAAAAACAGCAAAAACAAAGUUUGGACCAACAUUUUGGUAAAAGAAAAAGUUGUUCAGAGUCACCCCAGCAAGCUAUUUCCGGAAGUAUCGGAAGUUACAGGACACCCUGUACAUAUGUGGCGGUCAUACAAUAGUUGCUAAGCAACAGUUAACACUACACAAAGUCCGCUACAAGAUUACAAGAAACGUGCAUUGUAACUGGUGACAAGUUUUAUUUGUAAUUAACAAUGGCAGAGGACGUGAAGCCGGAAGUGAUUAAAAAAACACAAGAUUUACUUGGAAAGUAUUUUAAAAAACCACCCCUCACAGAGAAAUUACUGAAGAAACCACCGUUUCGAUUUCUUCAUGAUAUUGUUUUAGCUGUCAUCAAUGAAUCUGGAUUCUUGGAUGGUUUAUUCACAGAAGAAGAGUUGAAUUCUGAGAACAUAAAAAACAAAGAGGCAAAACUUGCUUUUUUAACAAAGUUAAUUGAUGUUGUCAAAUUAGCUACUGGUAUUAAUCUAACUGUAAGAGCUAAUAAGAUAGUCUCUGGUCAGGAACCAACUAAAACAAAUGAGUUACUACAGGCAAUUGGAAAAGCUUUAGAUAAAAAGAUAAGCAGCAAAGAAGCUAUCGAACGAUAUAAAAAAAGUAUAUCGAAAGGUAAAUCUACUUCAAAAAGUAAAUUAUCUGCAAGAAAAGAGGAAAGAUCAAAAGAUGGGUCACAUAAAAAAAUUUCAACAGAUAAAGAAAAAUCUACAGAACAAAGAAAAAAAGUUUCCAGUACAAAUAACAUAGCAGAAAUAGAACGUAAAAAUGAAAGCCAUGAAUCUCAAACAAAUACUGAAAUUAAAACACAAGCUGAGCCAUCUCAGAAUAAAGUUCCUUCAUCUGCACAUAAAAGAAAGUCUUCAUCUGCUAAACUCAAACAAAAAGUAUCUGCUGUGUCUUCAUCUGAAACAAUAACUUCUCAAACAAACAGAGAUAAAAAGAUGGAGGAAAGUAAAAAACUAAAAGAAUCUGAAAAUCAAACAAAGCAAAUAAUGCAGGAUGAAAAUAGUAAAUCCCAGGAACAGACACCACAUAUGGUAGAUACUGUCCAUUCAGAAUUUAAAUUUACAGAUAAUAAUGAGAACAGUAAAGUAGAUGAGAAUACGAAGCCAGUAGAAUAUAAAGAAAAUGAAAUGAGAAAUAAUGAAGCUCCUCUUCAAAGCAGUGGAAAAUCGGAUCACAUAGCUCCAGAAGUUCAAAAAUCUCAGUUAGAAAAUAUCGAUGUUAGUAAUUUAGAAACAAAUUCUAGGCCAAAAACUUCGUUACGUCCACCUUCCUCAAGGCCAAUUAGUGCUAGACCUGCAGCACCCAGAAUAAGAGGAAAGGCAGAGUUAUCUAUUAAUGAAGAAAUACUAACACCAAUGGGAACUAUUAGUGUCAUUGUGGAAAAUGCUGAUACUAGGGAGGAUGACGCUGAAGAUAUGGUAGUAAUGGAAACAAAAGGAAGCAAAGGUGAUUCCUUAGAAAACAAUAUUUAUAAAGCUAAUGAUCAAUUAACACAAGAACAUGGACAUCUCGUUGCUCAAAUAUUAGAAACGCAAAAAGAAUUGGUUAACAAUGAAAACGUUGAUGUCAUACCAAGAAAGACAAAUAUUGCAUGGGAUACAAGUUCGAAACGUGACGUAAUUACAAAAGAAAUUGACAAAUUGCGUAAUACAAUACAAUCUUUAACGCGCGCAACAAAUCCGCUUGGGAAAUUGUUAGAUUAUUUUCAGGAAGAUGUAGAAAUUAUGCAGAAAGAAUUAUUAGACUGGAGAAAUCAGUAUCAAGAAGUAAAUGAACAGCUAAAAAUAGAAAAAAUAAAAACACAAGAAUUGAUAGAACCUAUGAGGGAAACGUUGAAAGAAAUAGAGUACAAUAUGAAGACACAUCUUGACAAAAUAUGUCAAGCAAAGUUACAAAUUAUAAAAAAUGAUCAACGAAUACAAACCUUAUUAAAUGGUAAUGUCUAAUGUUUUUAAACACAAAUAUUACAAACGCAUAAUUUUCUUCUCUUUAUUCAUUAGUAUAUAAAUACAAAAACAUAUACAACUUAAAAAGAUCUUAUCAUAUGACUUAUAUGUAUUUGAGUUUAAACAUAAUUAAAU
Molecule: messenger RNA, 2326 nt
Organism: Osmia lignaria (orchard mason bee)
Lineage: Eukaryota; Metazoa; Arthropoda; Insecta; Hymenoptera; Megachilidae
Gene: IFT54
Product: intraflagellar transport 54
Biological process (GO): regulation of microtubule cytoskeleton organization; cilium assembly; intraciliary transport
Cellular component (GO): intraciliary transport particle B; axoneme; ciliary basal body
Molecular function (GO): microtubule binding
Source: RefSeq, a predicted model, not a curated record